This is a messenger RNA of Oreochromis aureus, 2541 nucleotides long. Its product is annotated as extracellular calcium-sensing receptor-like. The transcript has 9 exons. The record is from RefSeq and is a predicted model, not a curated record. Gene Ontology annotation, molecular function: G protein-coupled receptor activity. NCBI's taxonomy places the organism in Eukaryota, Metazoa, Chordata, Actinopteri, Cichliformes, Cichlidae. The coding region runs from base 31 to 2541 and encodes 836 amino acids. Gene Ontology annotation, biological process: G protein-coupled receptor signaling pathway. Gene Ontology annotation, cellular component: membrane.
AAGUUAGAAAGAAAGUUUAAUCUCAAUGAAAUGCACAAGCCUGGCGAUGUGGUACUGGGUGGGUUGUUUGAGGUCCAUUACACUUCUGUCUACCCAGAGAGAACAUUUACCUCAGAGCCUCAACAGCCUCACUGCACUGGCUUUGAUAUUGUAGGGUUCAGGAAUGCAAUGACUAUGGCAUUUGCUAUUGAAGAGAUCAACAAGAACUUAAAUUUGCUACCUAAUGUGACUCUUGGAUACAGUCUUUAUGACAACUGUGGUGCCCUUGUUGUUGCACUCAGCGGUGCCUUAUCACUAGCCAGUGGCCAGGAGGAGCAGUUUCUGCUUCAGGAGAACUGUUCAGGCAUCCCUCCAGUCCUUGGGAUUGUUGGUGAUCACUACUCAACAUUUUCUAUUGCUAUUUCCAGUGUGCUAAGUUUAUACAAUAUACCUAUUGUGAGUUAUUUUGCCACAUGCUCCUGCCUCAGUGAUCGUCAGCGUUUUCCAACUUUUUUCAGAACCAUCCCAAGUGAUGCUUUCCAGGUGCGUGCUAUGAUUCAGAUUCUAAAACACUUUGGCUGGACUUGGAUAGGUCUUCUAGUCAGUGAUGACGAUUACGGACUCCAUGUUGCCCAAUCAUUCCAAUCUGACCUGGCUAAGUCUGGUGACGGUUGUCUGGCUUACUUAGAGAUUUUGCCCUGGGACAGUGACCCAAGUGAACUGAAGAGGAUUGUACAUUUGAUAAAGACAUCAACAGCUCGUGUGGUGAUAGUGUUUGCACAUGAGAUACACUUGAUUCAACUAAUGGAAGAGGUAGCGAAGCAGAAUGUGAUAGGUCGCCAAUGGAUUGCAAGUGAAACAUGGACAACAGCGUCAGUGCUCCAAACAGCCCACCUCACGCCGUACCUGCGUGGCACAUUGGGCAUUGCCAUCCGCAGAGGUGAAAUACCAGGGCUGAGGGAAUUCCUGUUAAAAAUACACCCAGACCAAAGUGACAAUGGCAGAUACAACAAUAAUUUGGUAAAUCAGUUUUGGGAAUUCACAUUUCAGUGCAGAUUUGCACCAGCUCCAGCAGGCUGGCUGGAAGCUGGAGGAGCACUAUGCACUGGGCAGGAGCAUAUUGAAAAUGUGGAGACUGAGUUUCUUGAUCUCUCUAAUCUCAGGCCUGACUACAAUGUAUACAAGGCCGUGUAUUCUCUUGCAUAUGCUCUUAAUGACAUGUUGCAUUGCAAACCAGGGAGAGGACCCUUCAGAGGGCACAGCUGUGCUACUUUGCAAACAAUGGAGCCAUGGCAGCUCAUACAUUAUCUACAAAAUGUCAACUUCACCACUCCAUUUGGUGAUCAAGUAUCUUUUGAUGAAAACGGUGAUGCAUUGCCAGUAUAUGAUGUCAUGAACUGGUUACACCUCCCUGAUGGACAAAUUAAAGUUCAGAAUGUUGGUGAGGUUAAAAGGUCAGGCUUUAAAAGUGAAGAACUCACCAUUGAUGAAGACAAAAUCUUCUGGAAUUUUGAAUCAGGAAAGCCACCCCAAUCAGUGUGUAGUGAGAGCUGUCCUCCAGGGACCCGGAUGGCUAGAAACAAAGGACAACCAGAGUGCUGUUUUAGUUGCAUUCCAUGUUCAAAGGGAAAAAUCAGCAAAAACAACAAUUCCUUAGAGUGCACCAGUUGUCCAGAGGAUUUUUGGUCAAACCCUCAGAAUGACCACUGUGUUCCUAAGAAGACAGAGUUCCUCUCCUACCAUGAGCCUCUGGGUAUUUGUUUGACAACUGCCUCUUUGUUGGGCACAUUUAUCUGUGCAGUUGUUUUAGGGAUCUUUUUCUAUCAUCGACGUACACCCAUGGUACGUGCAAACAAUUCAGAGCUGAGCUUCUUGCUAUUAGUAUCACUGAAACUAUGCUUCCUGUGUUCACUGUUAUUCAUCGGAAGACCCAGGGUAUGGACAUGCCAGCUGAGACAUGCAGCAUUUGGCAUCAGUUUUGUGCUUUGCGUCUCAUGUAUCCUGGUGAAAACCAUGGUUGUUCUGGCUGUGUUCAAAGCCUCCAAGCCAGGAGGGGGAACCAUUCUUAAGUGGUUUGGGUCGAUGCAACAGAGGGGGACAGUUCUGGCUCUUACUUGUAUUCAGGCAGGAAUCUGUACUGCCUGGCUUGUCUCUUCCUCUCCAGCUCCACAUAAAAACAUGCAAUACCACAAUGACAAGAUAGUGUAUGAGUGUGCAGUUGGGUCAACUGUUGGCUUUGCAGUGUUACUGGGUUAUAUUGGUGUGCUGGCUGUCCUUAGCUUUCUGCUAGCAUUUCUAGCUAGGAAUCUUCCAGAUAAUUUCAAUGAGGCCCGACUCAUUACUUUCAGCAUGCUAAGUUUCUGUGCUGUGUGGGUGGCCUUUGUCCCUGCUUAUGUCAACUCUCCAGGUAAAUAUGCAGAUGCAGUGGAGGUAUUUGCCAUUUUGGCUUCAAGUUUUGGCCUUUUGGUGGCCCUGUUUGGACCCAAAUGUUACAUAAUUCUGCUGAAACCAGAGAGAAACACAAAGAAGGCAAUCAUGGGUCGGCUCACUACAAAGGAAUAG